GUCAGCGCACAAAUUGAAUCUUGCCACUUCAGAAAUACACAAAUAAAAGCAAGCUGCAUCUUUUUUAUUUUAAAUUAAGAGGAAUUAAUGAACCACAAAAACUCACUAGAAACAAUUUAUCUUAUCAAUAAUUACUGAGGCAGACAGAAAUGAAUAUUUAUUUGCCUCGUAUUCAAAUGAAGCGAAUUUGAAACUUCCGUUUACGAUGAUUGCCUGUCUUCACUUACACUAUCACCCGUGUUGAUAAUGGAGAGAUAUCACGAAUUUUAAACAAAAAACAGCUAAAAAAGAGCAAGAAAUAGGGAAAAACGACGAAUAAGCAAACAUACAGGAUUAUGUGAAAUUGCAAACAGAAUAUCGGCUGCUUGGCGAACGGAGAAAUGCCAAGAGGAAAGGCAACUUCUAAAUCCGCCACGAAAACAGAUGCCGACGAAACGCUUCCACAAAGUUCUGCUGUCGAGGUGAAGGAGAUCGAGCUGACAGACCCUGUUGACAUUAUUAGCGGAGGAGAAGGCACGUGCAGGCUCUCGAAAGAAAGCGAGUUACCUAACGAUAUUUCGAAUGUUUCGGCUGGUGCCAAUACAUCGAGCAACGAAGGGGGCGAUAAUUCGCCACCAAGGAAACCGAAGCGGCUUUUGGCAUUCACAGGUAGCAGAAAGAAGGACGCGAAGCGAGGGAAAAGCGGCGACAAAACUGAGACGUCAGACAACAACAAAUCCGCGUCACCUCGAGUAGGGGAACCGCAAUCUGAACAACAAAGUAACAAGGCGGAGGGGAAAGAUCUCAUCGCUAACGAGAAGAAGAAGGUCGCCUGUCAGUCGUAUAGAAGACAAUUUUUUGACGAUGAACACGCGUAUGAAGAUCCGAGUCAGCUAGUGAAUAAUUCAGCGACGCGACCACAAGUGCACGCGAAUGAACAGAAUCAUCUCGAGAAAAGCAAGAACGAAAGAAAAACGGGAAUGGAAUCGAUACCGUCGAGCCCUACCAGUGUCAAAGCCGGCCUAAGUAAAUCAACCGAAAGCAUCAAGGCUGCUGUGAAAGGCUUAAAAGAAGGACAUGCGUCCAUGUUGUCCGAAACGUCUAUUCCACGUAGUAUAUUUGCUGCACUCGUGGCAUUGCUUCUUUCCCUUAUCGUUUUCCUCGCUGUUUAUUUCCUUCUCCACAGCCACGCCGUAUUGUCGAUAGCAGUGGCAAUUCUCGUGUAUGUCGUAAUAUUCGUGAGCCUUGGUUUCAUGGACGGGAGGCGUGUGAAGUGUUUAGUAUUGCUGUUGCUACCGAGCGCUUGGUCGCAAGCCGGGCGACUGGCAUUGUAUGUAUUGCUUGGCUACUUCGCCAUAACAGGGCCUUUGUGUAAUAUGGUCGGAAAUGUUAAGACUGUGGGAAACUCGGUAAAAUGCGUGAAUAAUGAGCGUCCGGAUAUGGUUGAACGAAUUGCACAAACAUUUGGAAAAGUACAGCGAUGUGUAACUCAACAGCGAGUGCGACUAUCAAAGAUGAACAAUUCUCUGGAUAUUGAAUGUCUGGAACAAAGAUGUUCCAUUACCAAAGAACAAUUUAAGCUCAAAUGCGAAGCGAAAGAUUACAAUAUCGCCCCUACAAUGUGUAAAUUAUCACAGAAUAUAUCCUGUAGUGAUGAACCACGUUUUACUCAAAGUCCUCAAGAUUGCCACGAGAAAUUACGAGAAAGAUUUUGCCAGACGGAGUUCCAGGAAAUCUUGGAAUUUCUAGACGAAGUCGGCAGUGAUGACGAUGGUUGUGGAUUUUUGGAAAUAAUAAGCAUGCUUUUCCCUUUGUUAAUCCUACUCGUGCUGUACGAGGGAUAUAAAUACGAGAAGAACUACAGGACGUUUAAUAGUUUUCACAACUUCUUUCUGACCGGACACUUUCAAGUUAUCGAUCAAAGUCGCAGCUCUUGCGACAGAAAUGCUGUUUUACCUUUGAAGAAGGUCGAACUUCGUAAGCACGUACGGCCAGGAAGAAUAGGUUACCUGACAGACAGUGAAAAACAUGAAUUAUGGAAGAAUUUGAGGACAUAUUUAACAGCAUUGCUGAUUGUACUGUUCCUGAUACUUGCCGAUCUCUAUAUGUUUCGUAUUUUUGACUUGGACAUCGAUCGCAGAGCGAAAUUGAACACUGAUCUUCCAUCGACCAACAUUAGCAAAUUGCCCAUAGACAUGAACAAAACCAAUGAAACCAGCAAUAAAACCAGCAAUGAAACCAGCAAUAAAACCAUGGUAACGAACAACGUAACUGGUAAAGAUGCUAAUACUACACUUGCCCCAACAACUAGUUAUAAGCUAGAUCUCAGAAAUGAACACGACUGCAUGGUAAAUGUUGAUCCACCGAGUUCAAUCUCAAAAAUAAUCCUACCAAUAGUUCUAAUACUUGUGGUCCUGGUUAUCGCCCUCCAAGCACAUGUCACGCGGCUGCGAUGGUACAUUUGCAGCAGGCUUUACCAAAUGCGAGAGAAAGAACGAGUGUUUUAUUUGUACAAUAAGAUUUUAGAAGAUCGCGUCAAGUUGGGAGAUGAUUGCCGGAAGAGAAUGAAAUGCUACCAUCGUGAAAUGGAAACACUGAAAUCACUCGAAAUAACCAGAGUUCUCGCGGGACAAGCCCCGUGGCUUGCUAAGAUAUUCAAUUUCUUUCAUAUAAAUUCGAGGCAGUGUAUAAUUUGCAAGGAUACCGAGAAACCUGAGUUCAAAAUGUGUCACGGUCUAGACUGCUCUGGUGUCUACUGUCUGACGUGUUCGUUUGACAUUGAUAAAAAGUGUCUGUACUGCGAUACUGAACUCAAACACAGUCUGUCGGUGAAUAAAGCUGAUGGAAAAGAUCUAAGUUCCAAAGAGUCUCUGGUGUGAAAGCAUGUUCAAUAUACGAAAUAGUGCAAGGCUAUGAAAAUUGAGAUUUGGUACAGACAUAUAUGCUUAAUCAACUGUACAAAUCUGUUUUCGUACGUGGAACUUUUAAAGUACAUUUUUGAACCGGGCUCCUGGAUUAAACGGGAUUUUAACAUUAGAAUAUACAGUUGGUAACUAAAACAAUAACCAAAGUAAAAAGAAUUCCAAGUAUAAAGCUUAUAGCCAGCACAAUUUUCUUCUCUAUCUGGAGAAUUUGAUAUCAAACUUUUAGGUUAAUUUAAGUGCUGAUUUAUAACAACAUAUUGUGCUACGUGCGUUUCACGGCACGUAUAGUUAGACGUUUCUAGGACAUUUUAAUUUAUAUCACUUAGGAAUUGUUUGCAACUUGUUUGCAUAGGAUUUGAAGGAGAUAUAUAUAUAUAGAUAUAUAUAUGGUAUAUAUAAUAUUUAUCGUAGCUUAUACUAUGUACCGAUAUUCGUAUAAAAACGAGUACUGAAAAA
This is a messenger RNA of Dendronephthya gigantea, 3359 nucleotides long. RefSeq lists its product as uncharacterized. The coding region runs from base 381 to 2858 and encodes 825 amino acids. Gene Ontology annotation, cellular component: membrane. The transcript is spliced from 2 exons. NCBI's taxonomy places the organism in Eukaryota, Metazoa, Cnidaria, Anthozoa, Malacalcyonacea, Nephtheidae. The record is from RefSeq and is a predicted model, not a curated record.